AUGGAAAAAGAAGAGCCCGUAUCACCAGGCAGUCCCCCCAAGUUCAGGCCCAUCGUGGUCACCAACGGGAAGAGCGAUGGGAAUCCCCUUUCGCCGGGUCGCGAGUCCCUCAAGAAGUGGCUGGGUCGAAAAAUGAGAGUGGUACUGCAAAAUAAGCUCGUGCUGAUCGGCAUCUUCAGCUGCACAGAUCACGACGAGAAUCUGGUGCUCUACAAUUGUGGCACCUUCGAGCCGGAGAACGAGAAACCUAUAGCCGUGGGGAAAGUCAUAGUGCCAGGUCACCAAAUAUCAACGGUGUCCAUCGAUAUGCAACCGGACGAGGCAGAGCCAUUAGAACAAUUGGAGGAAUUAUAA
This is a messenger RNA of Drosophila biarmipes, 354 nucleotides long. RefSeq lists its product as uncharacterized. NCBI's taxonomy places the organism in Eukaryota, Metazoa, Arthropoda, Insecta, Diptera, Drosophilidae. The coding region runs from base 1 to 354 and encodes 117 amino acids. The transcript has a single exon. The record is from RefSeq and is a predicted model, not a curated record. Gene Ontology annotation, cellular component: NatC complex.